This is a messenger RNA of Beta vulgaris subsp. vulgaris (sugar beet), 471 nucleotides long. RefSeq lists its product as uncharacterized. The record is from RefSeq and is a predicted model, not a curated record. The transcript has a single exon. The coding region runs from base 1 to 471 and encodes 156 amino acids. NCBI's taxonomy places the organism in Eukaryota, Viridiplantae, Streptophyta, Magnoliopsida, Caryophyllales, Amaranthaceae.
AUGGUCGAUUGCAAACCUAUGUCACCUCCGGUGGAGGUUAAUGCAAGGUUAUGUUCAGUCGAAGGCAAAGAUCUAGAAGAUGUAGCCAUGUACAGACAAUUGGUGGGAAGUCUUAUCUAUCUCACGUUAAUUACACCAGAUAUUGCAUAUGCAUUGAGUGUGACUAGUCGAUUCAUGCAAAAACUGAUGAAACAUCAAAUAGAGGCAGUGCGUCAGAUAUUAAGGUACAUGAAAGGAACCACUGACUAUGGAAUCCUAUACUGCAAUGAAAAAGAGUUUGAAGUUGUCGGAUACUGUGAUGUUGACUAUGCUGGUGAUCUUGACAACGCCUGUCAACUAUUGGUUAUGUGUUCAAUCUGGGUUCUAGAACAGUCUCUUGGUGUACUAAGAGACAACCAACAGUGUCACUGUCAAGUACAAAAGCAGAAUAUCGAGCAGCAGCUGUGGCAACACAAGAGUGUGUGUGGUUGA